Molecule: messenger RNA, 2836 nt
Organism: Bombyx mandarina (wild silkworm)
Lineage: Eukaryota; Metazoa; Arthropoda; Insecta; Lepidoptera; Bombycidae
Gene: Syx17
Product: syntaxin 17
Source: RefSeq, a predicted model, not a curated record
AUGAAAACAAUGAAAACAAAAAUCUAAAAGGAAACGCCAUAAACCUAAGAGAUAGAUAGAUAAAUAAUGUUUAUUUUUGUUUGAGCAAAUUGAAAUUUCAUCUUCUAUAUUUUAAAGAUCUCUAUAAAUUCUUAUCCUGAGAAAAUUGUAAUAAAGAAUGGAAGAAGAAGACAAGCUGCCUUUAAAAAGAGUAGAAUUUUCAUUAACGAAGUUCAAUGAAGUUGCAAUUCCACAUCAUCUGGAUUUACUACGGCAGCACAAGGCUAAUAUUAUCAAAUAUGAAGAGGGCGGCGAGUACGCGCGAGUCCGCAGCGAGCAGACGCACGCGCGGCGGGUGGCGUCGCAGCUGCGCGCGCUGCUCGGCGAGCUGGAGGCGCUGCGGCGACGCGUGCGGGUCGACGACCUGCCGCGCUUCGACGCGCUCACCCGGAGCUCUCGGGACAACACGCUCAAAGCGAUCAUGGACUACCUGGGUAUUAUUGAAAGCAGUUGUAGGGCGCUAGUGUCGCGCAGGGCGAGCUCUCGACCGAUCGAUACGUCUCCGUUAUCGGCGAACCGGCGCCCGGCGGUGGAGGUGGCGGCGGGCAGCGCCGUGUCCUCGGAGUCGGUGGGCGUGCUGUCCCACCACGACGAGGUGCGCGAGUUGGAGCUCUCCUCCAUACAGUUGCAGGUCAACGACCAGGAGAGCUCGUUGCGGGAGCGCGAGGCGGCGCUGCGCGGCUGGUGCGAGCUGCAGGGCGAGGUGCGCGCGCUGCACGAGGCCUGGCAGCACGUGCAGGCCGCCGCGCUGCACCACCGACACCAGGUGUCGGCGGCGGCGGCGCACGUGGAGGCGGCGACGGGCGAAGUGCGGGCCGCGCGUCAACACCUCUCCGCGGCCGAGAGAAUAAAGGCAGGCGCGUUGGGCGCCAGCGGAGCGAUAGCGGGAGCCCUGGUGGGAGGACCGGUGGGGGUCGUGGUGGGGAUCAAGGCGGGAGCCCUCGCUGCGCUGGCUGGUUCUGCGCUCGGAUACCUAGGGGGGCGGGUGCUCGCCGCUCGACAAAAACAGCCACAGAAACAAGAAUGAUUAGAGACGUAGACGCGGGUCGUUACCGCACGAACUCGACCGGUGCUAAAAGCACUGUGAGGGUUUCGAGUGCUCAUCGUCUAUAGCCACUCAUAUACACACAAGUAUACAAAAACACAUAUAAUUAAAGGCAUAAAAUACAAUAAUAUGUUAUGAUUCAGUUCGACAAACCAUUUAUUUAAAUAGCCACCAUUUUUACUAACCGAAUAGUAGUAGUGGUGUGCGGCCCCUUCGGCCAAGAGUAGCGCUGGCUCAGAAACCUUCCCCGGGUGCUAGCGACAACUAUACAGGACUUCAUCACGAUCGGAGGAAUGGCCUGCAGAGGAGUGCGUCGGCCAAAAACAAACAUACAAACAUUGAUAAUGUUCCACAAUGGGUAUAUCAAGCUGAAAGGUCGCAAUAGUAUCAACAAUGUAAACCACGUUAAAAAUGUAUAAAAAUUCAAAGUCGAAUUAGUUCAAAUUAGUUUCACAAAAGAAGUACUUUAUUAUAUUAUUUCAACUGCUCGUUGACAGCUCUGAAUUACAACAAAACUACCGCUAGGCCGUUUAUUCCGUUUAAUAUUUCAGAUAGAUAUAGACAAUUACAAAUUAGUUCAACUUAUUUCAAACAAUGAAAACGACACAAAUUUUAAUUAUAUUAAUAUACCUGUUAACAGGUACAUUGGCUCAAAAACUCAAAACCAAUUUUACAACUUAUUACGGCUUAUUACGCAACUUAUUACGGCGAAUGUUACUAAAUUUAACCUUUAUUGUAAAGACAAAAGAAGCUGUUUAAUGUGCCCACACAGUCGGAGCGGCGCCCGCAGUGUUUAAAUAUGUUUGGAUCUCAAUCAACUGACAUGUGAACUUUUAGAGAUUCGAAACACAGUUAGCCCGGACCUACCAUCGCGUUUGUUCCCUUUUCGUCCGACUUGAACCCAAUCCAAAAUUGGUAUUUUUUUUCUUUUGUGCGCUAAAUUUGUUUUACGGACAUAAUUUUUUGAGAUUCAAGUUAUCACUUACGUAACCUCGACCUAGAAGAUAAAUAUUUUUGUUCCUCUGCCAAAGAGGACUUAAUGUAAGCUAUAUCACAAUAUAUCAAUUCGUACGACCAGUAUUAAUACGUUUACUUCCUGCUGGUGCAGACUGGUUCUAGAGCAUCCUGUGAGUCCGCACGGGUAGGUAACGUACGAGGUGUCCGAGCCUGGGGGGCGCGCAGGGUAUGUGGAGCAGACCGCGGGCGCAAGGUUUUAGGGCCCUACCCACCAAACGACGCCCCUUGUACUCUUUCACAAAGAUAUCACUCGACGUCCGAUGUCCACUCGGAGUCAGAAGCCUUGCGCUCUAAUCGCUCUAUCGCCGGGAAGUGGUUCCCCCGUGGCGGAGGUUGCAUCGCCACACAUCAUCGGUGGUGAACGCUUCUUCCGCCAGGUCCCAGGGAGGCAUCGGAGCACCAACCUGCCCAUAUAUUCCAUGUAAUAGUAAUGCGUUUCGGAUUGAACGGUGGGGCAGCCGUUGUACUGUAAAACUGAGAAAGAUGAAUCACCGCAUUUACCUAAAUAGUUGAUAUCUAUGGGUGAGGUAACACCAGGCGGGCUGCGGGUUCGUAUAUCCGUCGUAAGUAAUAACAAUAAAAAUUGCAUCUUUUAUUAAGUGGCCAGCCUAUUUUUUUAAUACGAAUCAUAUCACGGUAUCUUACGUAAAAUGUAGUCCGUGUUGCAGAAUAGUUCGUUCGUCAUGUUCACGUGCUCUUCACUCCAUAGCUUUUUACUUGGGAACAUAUUUUGUC